This is a messenger RNA of Closterium sp. NIES-65, 1677 nucleotides long. The record is from the annotation of a GenBank genome assembly. Lineage: Eukaryota; Viridiplantae; Streptophyta; Zygnematophyceae; Desmidiales; Closteriaceae.
GCAAUGCUGCCUGAGCAACAGGAGGGAGGGCAGGAAGCAGCUGGUGGAAGCGAGGGAGGGAAGCCACUGAGAUGUCUCUCAGAGGUAGAUGCAGGCAUAGCCACUUGGGACUCCUCUGAAACCCAUCACAACUGCUCGCUCAGUGCCAAAUCCAGCUCUGAUGUUUUCCCCAAGCGGCUGGGAAGUGAGUGGGGGAAGGUUCUGAGAAAGGGGUGGUCGGUGGAGCUACUCCCUGGUUCGGUUGCCACCCUCACUGCUGCUGCUGCGCUUGGGGGCACCACAGCCACUGGUGAAAACGCUGGUUUCGUGGGCACAGCUGCUGCUGCUGGUGCUGCUGGUGCGGCUGGGAGCGAUGGUGUGGAGAACCAAGAUCCGAAGCUCUUCUCAUGGGCCUCCCAUCCGCACUACCAGCACCUGCUCCCCCCCACUGCCACCUCCCCCAGCUGGUCCCACCACCUUGGCCGCUCCCUCAAGCUCAACCCCGACCUCUCCCGCGUGUCUCCCGCUGAAACCUUCCCUUCUGCCGACUCUCGUUAUGCCUCCUUCUCCUUCUCCUCCUACCUUCCCUCCUCGUCCACCCCUGGGGUUGCUGCGGCCUCUCCCGGGGGACCGGAGGUGACGCGCUCUGCUGCUGGGUGGUCGGUUGCUGGCACGGGGACAGAGGGCCUGGCGGCUGCUGCAGCAGCAGCGGCAGCGAGGCAAGGAGUGGAAGAGGGGGAGGGGAGGGAGCAGAACUCCGGAGAGGUGCGGAGGCAGUUUGUGGAUCUAAUCUCUCGUUGGACCGAGGGGCCGCUGGCUGCUGCUGCUGCCCUGGGAGGCAGAAUGCGGGGGGGCGAGGGCAGCUGGGGAAGAGCUGGGAGGGAGGGGGGUGGGGAAGUGAGCAGGGAUUCUGAGGAUGCGAGGGUGAAGAGAGGGAAUUCGGGGUCCAUGUUUGGGUUGUCGGCUCUUGAGACGCUGUCAGGGGUUGGGGGCUCGAGGAGGAUGCGGGGGGAGGAGGGUGGCGGAGGAAGGGGUGUGAGUGAGGCGCCGUACAGGAAGAAGCAGGGCGUGUGUGAGAUCACAGAGGAGGUGAGUGGCAGCAGUGGUGUGGAAGGUUCAGCGGAUGCAGAAGCAGAGGCAGCGGCGGCGGCUGCAGCAUGCUCGGUGCUGGCAGCUGUGAUGAGGGGAGCACAGCCAGACCCACACGUGAUACCGCCCCGCACACCCUGCACUGCGCAGCAGCAGCAAGAGCAGCAGCAUGCACACAUGCCCCAGCAGCAGCAGCAGCAGCAGCAGCAGAAGGAGGCGGAGAGGGUGAUGGUGGCAGAGAUCCAUUCGCUGCUCACAGGGCUGCAGCAGCACAAGGGCAGCAAGGCGCUUCUCACGCCGCACCCUCCUGGAACCACACUCGGGGCCGCAGAGGCGGCUGCAGGGGAGGGCAUGGGGAGGGGGGCGGGUGACGGGGCGAAGGAUGCAGCAGUGUACAUAGACGUGGGGGAGGAGACCUUGGGGCAAGCACGUGUGGCAUCUGAUGCUGGCAACAAGAACUCCCUUGCUGCAGGAGCCCGUGCGUCGGCCUCUUCUCGCAGGCAAAUGUUUUACAAGUGUGCCAUCGUCACCCUUCUUGUUGGCAUCAUCGUCUGCGCCUGCUUCUUCAUCGGAUGGAUUGUGCAUUGCCGUGGAAUCACCUGCUCUUAG